Molecule: messenger RNA, 1039 nt
Organism: Pseudo-nitzschia multistriata
Lineage: Eukaryota; Bacillariophyta; Bacillariophyceae; Bacillariales; Bacillariaceae
Source: the annotation of a GenBank genome assembly
GAGAAACGGAUUUAUAUCGUAGCGCAUCAAUAACGAGGCACAUCUUACAAGAUGAAGAGUGCACAAGAAAUCGAACAAGACCGAAUCAAACCAAACAAUGGGAAGGAUUUGUGUGUGACGUGUUCUUAUUGUUUGCAAAAAUCGCCGCAAUUCCAAUCGGUCGACUCAUUUCAUUACGCUUGUGAUUAUUUAAUCGAAGCUAAUAGAUCCGGAAAGACUUCCGACAAGUGCGAAGAGAGAGAAGACGGAGAUGAACAACAGUUGGAAUCGGUCUCCAGAAAGCCCGAAAGGGUACUCUUGUUCUUCGAUAUCAUCACGAGGGGCCUCGGCCUCGACUCUGGAUCGGGCAGAUCCAGUCAGGAAAGCAGGGAUGGUGCUCUUUUGCUUGCGCUCAAGCUCGGUAAGACCAUCGUCGAAAACGUAGUCAGUUCGGCUCUGGGGGGUUACACGGGCCUUAGCGGCUUCCUUGUAGUCGAAGUCAGGGAUAGGAUCAGUGUUGACUGUAGGGUGGACGAAGACAGGUGUGAUGGUACGUCCGGCACCUCCUCCAGAAAUCUUUCCCCCUCCGAGCUUGAAGUUUUGUGCCUUCUCUGCGAAAGAAGGGUACCCCUUACUUUCAGGAGGAGCCUUGGUCUGUUGGAAGACGGAGUCGACAGGUUGCACAACAACGAAAGAGAUUGUGAAAAAGAAGAGUUUAGCAUACGCGUUUGUAUAUUUGAUAAAGAAAAGUCCUCGAAUCUCAUUCGUCAAAUGUUCCAGAAUUGUUCCACCCACUGGCCGUCACGAUUCAGGAUGAAUAUGCGUCGUGCAUCCUUCCUCUUCCUACGUACAGAGGCCUUCUUGACAGCCUUGGUGGCAGGGGCCUUUCCAACAGCACGGGUGGCGAACUGAGGGGCGUUGAAGGCAGUGGCCGAAACCAAAAGGAGAGCGAAAACAGCAGCGUACUUCAUUUUGAUAUGUUGUUGAAUGUAAUUACGAGUUGUGAGCCCAACAGUCGAAAUAUUCGAACAGAAUGAUGAAAUAGAUCCCUUCCAAAACG